AUGGGCAACACACCAUGGCUGGACAAUCUCUCGGACGACUGGGUCUCGACACCAGCCAGUCCUACCAGCCCCGUUCCUUCUCGAUCCCAGAACCACUCCCGCCGUUCCAGUAUCCAGAACACUCCAAGUCGCAUUCCGAUCCCCGCGCGUCGCUUGGCCGAACAACAGUCGCCUGCCAAUGGAAAGAAGAAAGUGACUCGACCCUGCCAUUUUUACAAGAAAGAGCCCCCGACGCCUAAAACUCCCAGAACGCCGAAGACUCCGUCGAAGUUGAGAUCACCGGUCCCGGACAAAACAAGGAAAAGCCCCAGGCCCAGUCUGCCUUCCGGGCGUAAACAACAGCCGGCCAUGGAUUCUAGAUCGCCGUUGCGGUCUGUCUCUAAUGUCUCCAGCCCGUCCGGCCAGCAGGAUACUGUUCAAGUGAGACCAAACAAACCGAAGGCGACAACACCCGAAUGGCGGAAACGACUUGUCCAUGGAGAACUGCCUUCUGGCGAGCAGCGAGAUUUGUUUGCGCCGAUAGGACUGGAAAGCGUUUUCAAGCCUCCAACACCAGGCUCAGAUACAAAACAGAAAGAUGCCUUUGCAAAGAUGAAACCGGCCGAUGAUAUGUGGGAUUUUACAAAUAACAGCUCCGCGCGCAAACACACCAGAAAGCCCAGCAAGCUUUCGAUCGAGACAUCCGGAGCGAAUAGCGAAGAUUCUCUGGACCAGGAUUCUGAGCGGUCAGAAGGAGCAGCGACAGUGCAGCGUGAUAACCAAGGACCAAUCGGAAGCCCUACACCGUCUUCAAAUGGAACUCUGGAGAUCAAGAAAGCGCCUGACAACGACGCACACGAUCUCAAUAAGAGCAGUCAUGGUGUAUCCCGGAAUGAAAACCAGAUACGCACUGCAAGCGGAUUGGAGGAUCUUCGCAAUGAAGGUAUUACGCCGAUCGUGUUCUCGCGGGUCAACACUGUGGAAGGACAGGCCACGUCGGAGGUCAUAAAGUCAGCCCUGAAACAAGUGACGAACAAGCUUGAAAGACUUUCGGUGGGUGCACGGGAGCGACCGGAUUCUAGAGCCAGCGAUAGCGUCUUGCUCCAUCAACAAAGUGAGCUCUUAGACUCUCUUCCAGAAGAUGACCUACUUGAUACCACAAGUCAUUCUUUACCUCAGGACCUUUCCACUGGCACUCUGGACUACCGAGGACGCGGCGCCUUUGCGAACCUGCGCGGAGAGCAAUAUCUAAACGACGGUCUCUUUCCGCAGCGACGGUUUUCUCCAUCCUCCUUUCUCUCUCAACGUCUUUCUCCAUAUUUGCCCUCAAACUCAAGAAUCCGCAGCUCGCCUCCCUUUUAUAACAAGAUUUCUCGUGCUACAGAACCUCCAACUUUACCAAGGCCUUCUUCUGCCUACGCUAGAGCACCCAGUGGUGACGGCAAUCCCAUUGCCAUGCCGUCUUCUGGGAGCCCUCUCAAACUUUUUGGAAACCAUGAUACCUUCACCAACAACAGGCUUCUGCGCCGAAUGAGCCAGUUUGAGGAAACGUUUGGCGAUCUGUCCGAGGAAGACGAGCCGGUUUCGCCGUCCGAAGAGGCCAGGCGCAAAGGAGAGAGUCGAAGUUUCUUGCAUGUGAGGCAGGAAACGCCUGGCGAUCGCUCCACAAGAAGACAAGAACGUCCACGCUCCCGCAACAUGAUGAAGCCUAGAAUUAGCCGAUUUGGUGACGGCGAACUCGAUCAUUUUGAUUUCUCGGACACAAGCCCGUAUGAACCCAAAUUCUUGAAUAAUGAUGUCGAAGAGUCCAACUUCCACCCCUCUUCUCGCCGAAAGCCUUCUGGUAGACGACAACACCUUCGAAAUAGUGCUUUUGGAAACCACAACCGCGACUUUGAGAUACAUAGGCCUAGCUCCAGCCGAGCAUCAAGAAUGAGGCCGCAGCCCAGCGUUAAUCAGAUGGACAAUCCAGACGACUGGGAAAAUCAAUGGACAAGGGACACCCCAGCCAAGGAUCCGAACCCGAAAAGGCGCAGAACCAUUCUCAGCCUUGAUAUGACGGGAGGUGAAAUUUACGGGGCAAGGGAGGGCAACGGUCAACCGACUGAUAAUUUGUCCCUACUGCAGAGAAGCUUGAUCCAACAUGGCAUGGAUCAUGGUAACGAGGAGUCACUUCUUCCACAAGAAUCAACACCGAGACCCAGGACUCCAACCCCAAGUCAAACAAGGUCCUCGUUGAGGAAGAGAUCUUCGUCUAACGGAGAGGGUGAUCUAAACGCCCGCAUAGGCGCAAGGUCUCCCCAGGAGGCGAAAAUACCGAUGGUGAGGGUGACAGGCGUCAAUGAACAGAUCCGAAAGGGGUCAAUCACGACACAAGACUUUUUGAACGAAGCGACGAAAAUUAUGGACAUAAUCCGAGCAAAGGGCAAGCCCGCUGGCGGCCUCUCGAGCGUCGAGGAGUCUGAUUCCGAAGGUGAUGAUGCCGAGACUUAUGAAGAUGAGUCAACUCGGGAAGAAUUCUCGCGCCCUCCCAGUCGUGAAGGUGUAGAUAUACGCAAAUUACGAGAGCCUAAAGAGCCUAAUCCUCGAAUUCUGAGCCAUCUCAAGAGAUUCCAGGAACAUGAUGACCCGGAGUUUGGUGUCAACUCUUCCGUCAUGUCUCUCCACCUGGAGAAAGGUGACAGUAAAGGAGGAGAGAAUCUUGAGCACCCGAAGCGGAAACACCCUGGCAAUCCGAAUGAGGAACGAAAUACUGAUGUGGACCCUCCCCUGACGAUGGACACCCAUGUUUCCUCCAAAAGCCUGAGCUCGCGCUCAAUACCCACUGCCUCUUCUUUCAGCUCACAUGCGAAGGGAGUGUUGUCUUCCGAUAUUGUAUCGCGUUUGAUCCCCGAACAGGUGAACGGGUUUACUUAUGAUCGUUCCAAGCACCAAUGGGUCAAAGAAAAGCACGAACAGUCCCAAGAGAAGCCGAAGGGUGACGAUAGCGAGGAGGACCCUUUCAAGGAUAUCCCUGACCUCAGCGUCGACGAACUACAGGAAAUGAUGAGGGUACACAGUUUAUCCUCGCCCGACAAAACAAAAAGUCUUCCUCCGAGCCAAAGAGGUGGAAAUCUCACAAGUUCCGUCGGUACCAAAAUAUCCGACUCGAAGUCUGGCUCUGGCUCACAACCAGCUGUUGUCGAGGCGCCGGCUAGCGGUAGUACUCUUCGUUCCAAGUUGACUCGGUUUACUUCUAGCGCGCCGAAUUCAGAAACGGGAGCCACUUUAUGGGGUACGGACGAGCAGAAAGACACUGAAACUUCAAGCGAAGUUGAGCACGAGAUCCAGCUCCAUGAAGGGCGGUUGUCAAAGCCUCCACGACAUGAUAGAGACAUUCAUCAUCAGGCCCGGGUCGUAACGAUCAGCUUUUCUUCUCCUCUAGUUUCCCAUAUUGUCUACAAUGAUGGAAGCCAAACAGGAUCCGUACGUCACGCGGCGAAUACGAUCGAACAAGGUGCUCAAACUAUAGCACAAGGGCCACACGGCCGCCCACGGCCUACCCGACCUUCUCAACUUAUCAAAGACCGUGGCUCUCCCGGAGGACAGGCUCUCCUACGACAUUUGCUCUCCAAAACAGAAGAUAAGAGUGAAUUUGCGGACAAUGAUCUCAGCAUACUCCGAGGAGAUUCCGGGGACAUAGGGUCUACUCCUGACAAGGAUCAUCCAGAGAACUCCAUGAUGUACCUCACACAAACUGGCUCGGAUACAACAUAUAGUUUCCAUCUCAGUCCUCUGCCUGACUUUACCGCCGACGGGAUUGACCAGCCAUUACACCUUGAAUUGAGUUAUGUCGCUCAGCGCACGCGCUCUACAUCCUUGCGCCAAAUCCAUGGGACGUUUGCUCUGGCGACUGAGGAUCUGGUCAAGCACUUGACCGAAGCGGAACCUUUUGAACCGUACUGGGAUCAUGUACGGCGCUUGGUCCUUCGAGACAAAGGGCUGAUAACGCUGCACAAAUUGAACGAGUUCUGUCCGCGUCUAGAAGACCUUGACGUCUCGGACAAUGAGAUAGGUCAGCUUGGUGGUGUACCUCUGAGCUUGAGGACUCUCAGAAUACCAUGGAAUCGUCUUUCGAACUUGACUGCGUGGGGCCAUUUGGUUAACCUACAGUAUCUGGAUGUAUCCAACAAUGAGCUGGACAGCCUGGAUGGCUUCGGUAGUCUUAUUCAUCUGAGAGAGCUCAAAGCAGACGGAAACAAUAUCCGGAAUAUUGAUGGUAUACUUGACCUGAACGGCCUUUUGACCUUGAAGCUGAGUAACAACUCACUCGCGGCGAUUGAUUUUGCCACUGGGGAAUUGACUCGCUUGCAAGAACUAGACCUGAGUCACAACCGGCUGGUAUCCGUUCGACACCUCGACUCCCUCCCAUCCUUGUCAAAGCUUGACCUCAGCUCCAACCAGCUGAAGCAGAUCGAUGUAUCAGCGCCCUUGCGGAUGCUACGAUCACUGAAGCUUGCAAAUAACCAGCUUCAGACUCUCGAUGUCAGCAUGUUUUCGUCUUUGAACCUUCUCUAUAUCGAUCAGAAUUUUCUGUCUACGGUAUUCGGUCUAGAACGGUGCCGCGCCUUGGAGAUUUUAUCAGUUCGUGAGCAAAGGUCGGGCAAUGAGAAAAAUACAUACCUGGACAUCGACCUAGGAAAAGUCAAAGACAUCCGCAAGGUAUUUCUUUCUUCGAACAAACUAUCGACGCGGGCUCUCUCACCCUCCGCUCCACUUUUGGGCUUACAACUUCUCGACGCUGCCUCAUGCAAUCUCCAGAGUCUACCUGCAGAUUUCUCCUCAAACUUUCCCAACCUAAAAGUUCUGAACCUCAACUUCAAUUCGUUAAGCAGCGUCACUGAAUUGGUGGGCUUGAAUUGCCUUUCCCGGCUGGCUAUUGCUGGCAAUUCUAUCGUACGAAUGAGAAAGCUCUGUCAGGUUCUGAGUCGAAUGGGACGAACCAGACAGGGACAGGGUUGCUCUCUUCACAAGGUCGACCUGAGGGGAAAUCCCCUUACAUUGCGGUUCUAUCCACCGGCUCUGACUGGGAACGGGAAAGAUGUUGGCAAAAGGAGGAUAAGAGCAAUUCCGGAAGAACGCAAGAAGAGAGCAAUGGAUGGCUUAGAUCUUGCCUCUGCCCUAGCUGAUGUAGGGCCGCAUGAAGGUGAUAUGCGUCCGACGCUAUGGGCGACAACUGCCGAAACAGAGCAAGAAAUCGACGAUCCAUACACUCUGCCAACCGCAGAUGCGCAGGCAGACCAGAAAUACCUCUCCCAUCUGGAUGAUGCAACACGCCUUCGCCGCAAAAUAUUUGAGCUCAUGCUGUACGCUGGAACCGGCGGUUCGAUCAAGAUCCUGGAUGGGUUGGAAUUUCGGCCUGUACUAACCGAAGGUUCCGAUAUGGACCACGCAUGGUCGAAACUGGAGCAACUCGGCGUGCUGAAGAAAAAGGCUAUCACUCAAUAA
Molecule: messenger RNA, 5466 nt
Organism: Aspergillus fischeri NRRL 181
Lineage: Eukaryota; Fungi; Ascomycota; Eurotiomycetes; Eurotiales; Aspergillaceae
Exons: 2
Coding region: 1-5466 (1821 amino acids)
Molecular function (GO): protein binding
Source: RefSeq, a predicted model, not a curated record